This is a messenger RNA of Branchiostoma floridae (Florida lancelet), 1209 nucleotides long. Its product is annotated as malignant fibrous histiocytoma-amplified sequence 1 homolog. The coding region runs from base 1 to 1209 and encodes 402 amino acids. The transcript has 2 exons. The record is from RefSeq and is a predicted model, not a curated record. NCBI's taxonomy places the organism in Eukaryota, Metazoa, Chordata, Leptocardii, Amphioxiformes, Branchiostomatidae.
AUGAAUCAGCUGCAAGCACUACCUGGUGGCUUUGGUGCAGCACUGAGUGGAGCAGAGGUGAGCCUAUACGGUAACCCUUUAGUGCAGCCUCCAUUCGAGGUGUGUAGUCAGGGCAUUCAGGCCAUUGCAGAUUACCAAGACCAGCUCAGCAAAGACUCAGCAGCUGUGGAAGACACGGUCGACCCCUGCCUUAAGAUGUUGAUCAUUGGCGAGACCUGUGCUGGUAAGACAAGUCUGAAGAAAGCUUUGGUUCUGAACAAGUUUCAACUUGUAGAUGUGCUGAGCAGGACACAUGGCAUCGAAAUCACACCCUGGGACACGGGUAGUGAGAUCAAAAUCAACAUUUAUGACUUUGGCGGUCAUGAGGCAUAUUUCCUGACCCAUCAGUUGUUCCUGACACACAGUGCACUCCACCUUUUGGUGGUUAAUCUCAGUGGCUAUCAUGAAAGCAGGUUUUACACAGAGAUUGGGAGGUGGCUGGAUAUGCUUGCAGUACGUGUGCCUGGGGCCAUUGUGAGAAUCGUCGGAACUCACAUUGACAAGAUGUCAUUAGAGGAAGUGGAUACAAAGUCUUCUCUGAUCAGUGAUCAGAUAGCAGCUUACCAAGAUAACAGAGAUGCCACUGUACAGGAAAAAAUAGACAAACUUGAGCACAGUAUGGCCUCCCCAGAUGUGAUGAGCUCCUACAGUAUGAAAACAAUGUUUCAGGAACUGAAUGAAAGGCUGGACAAGGCAAAGAAAGCAGCCCAUCAGAAGCUCUGUAUUGGACAAACCGUGAUUCCUGUGAGUUCUGCCUCAGGACUAGACGGCAUUCAAGCCUUGAGAGAAGAGAUUGUUAGCAUGGCAUGUACUGGCCAGUACUUCCCAGACCUGAGAAGGAAGCUACCCCGCAGCUGGAUUAUUCUGGAGAGGUUACUCAGUGCAAAGCGUGAUGAGGCAAACUGUCCGCUGUACAUAACACUAGAGAACUGCAUGCAGAUGGGAAACAGUGAAGGUCUAUCAAUCGAGUCCUCCCUAAUCAAUUCUUUGCACUACCUUCACAGAACUGGAGCUGUCCUUUACUACGAAGCCUUGCCUAAGUUUGUCUUCCCUAACCCAACCCAACUCAUUGACAUCUUCAAAGUCCUCCUCAAAGACCAUGCUGAGAUGGAGGCAGAAUUCUUAAAGGUACCGAGGAGCAGAGUGAGGAAGGGCUGGAUCUCUUACUGA